AUGAAAACCUACAAAUAAUGCAUAAAUCAGUUAAAUAUGCUCUUUUUAUACACAGAGAUAGAAGCUUAUAUAUCAGUUAAUCAAAUACUUUGCACAAGCUAAAAUGUAUAUACGGUUCAAAAGAAAACAAAACAUGGGCUUGUUAAUAACAUCUAAUAUCACUAACAUUUAGUCGGUUUGACUAAUCAUGUAUGAUUAAAUUAUGAUAAGAUGGUUAGACUAGUAAGUUAUAAUUUAUUAAUAGCCCUACCAACUCAACAGGCUAAAUAAUAGACUGAUAAGAAAGAUUGAAAACAGUAAUAAGUAUGCUGUUAUUUUACCUAGUUUCAAUAAUUGCACACGUCUUGGCAGAUGAAAAAGGAUCGCCUUUGUUCGCAUUGAAUACCACCUUAGUAAAUUACUACAAAGAACCUCCACAGACUGGCAGCCAGGUCCUGAGUGCAGCUGUGUUCUACCUCCAUGAACUGACAAGGCUCCAGGAGGCUGUGGCCGAGAGGCUACCAGACGCUAAAGAGCUACUAGUGCGCCUGGACAAAGACGGAGGUCCCCAACACCUGCUGUACAUUCCAUACAACCAGUUUAUCGACAAGUACCACUGGGAGGGUGAAGAGAUCAGUAACUACCACAUCAUCGUCUCCUACACUCGCAGGGUCUGGGAUGAGAUGCUUGUUAAGGAGCUGGGCAAAGAGGAGUAUUUCUAAGUAAACAUUGCAUCACUA
This is a messenger RNA of Homalodisca vitripennis (glassy-winged sharpshooter), 719 nucleotides long. RefSeq lists its product as uncharacterized. The coding region runs from base 306 to 701 and encodes 131 amino acids. The transcript is spliced from 2 exons. The record is from RefSeq and is a predicted model, not a curated record. NCBI's taxonomy places the organism in Eukaryota, Metazoa, Arthropoda, Insecta, Hemiptera, Cicadellidae.